Messenger RNA from Amphibalanus amphitrite, 3005 nucleotides. RefSeq names its product protein furry-like. NCBI's taxonomy places the organism in Eukaryota, Metazoa, Arthropoda, Thecostraca, Balanomorpha, Balanidae. Gene Ontology annotation, cellular component: site of polarized growth; cell cortex. The annotation marks the transcript as partial. The record is from RefSeq and is a predicted model, not a curated record. Gene Ontology annotation, biological process: cell morphogenesis; neuron projection development. The transcript is spliced from 15 exons.
GUGUGUAUGGAGAAGAGUAAGAAGCUGGACAACCUGGCCACGGUGAUGACGCUCUACUCUCGGCGCACGUUCAGCAAAGAGAGCUUCCAGUGGACCAAGUGUGUGGUCAAGUAUCUGAUGGACACGUAUACCCAUCUCAGUAUCACCGUCAUCACCUUCCUGGUUGAGGUACUGGAGAAGGGUCCGCCGUUUGUUCAGCAGCCGGUCCUGAACGUGCUACACUGCCUGCUGCUCUACAUGGACCUCGGACAGGCGGCCAGCCAUCCCAUCAACGCCGACCUGCUGAGAGCCGUGGCCAGAUACGCGCAGGGUCAGGGACAGCACUGGCGCGAGGCGCUGCGUAUCCUCAAACUGGCCGUGGCGCAGAGCUCCAGCCUGGCGGCGGCUCCGAGCAGCGGCUCAGCUCAGCAGACCGACACCUCCGGCAUACACGUGUCGUUCGUCGAGGCCGAGGUCGGGGCCAAAAAGGAGCUGCCAGGUCGGACGAUGGAGUUUACGUUCGACGUGUCCCAGACGCCCAUCAUCGGUCGCCGGGUGGUGAAGCCGGCCUGUGACGCCCUGCAGAAGGAGGAGAGCGGCGAGGGCGCCUCCCCGCGCCGCUCAGUCUCCACAUCGCUGGCUGACGUCGCCAGCGGCGGCUGGAAGCGGCCCUGGCUCUCACAGAGCCGGACUCGGGACCGCCUGCUGAACCUUCUCAUCAGCUGCGGUACCCGCGUCGGACUGCCAAAAAGCCCCUCGGUGAUCUUCAGCCAGACGUCGGACAUGCUGGAGCGCCAGUCGUCGAUGGCUUCCUCCACGGAGGAGGUGUCCGGAGUGCCGCCGCACGAGUCGGCAGAGUCACUGGACGACCACGAGGCGCAGCAGUUCGGAGUCAUCCGCGAGUUCGACUUCCUCGAGUAUGAGCUCGAGAGUCAGGAGGGUGAGAGUCUGGACAACUUCAACUGGGGCGUGCGCCGGCGGUCGCUGACCAACCUGGAGGCGGACGAGUCGGCGGCGCCGCCGACCGACUCCUCCCUGCUCUCACCGACUCACCAUAGUGCUGAUAAGACGACGCUACAUGAUGAGUCUUCCGAUGACGACGGCGGCAGCGUGUCACCGCUCGAUGACGGCGCCUCGUUCGAGUCGACGUCAUCGGCCGCCGGAGCCGCCAUCUUCGCUGGCGACGGCCGUCUAUCCCGGGAGCGGCGCGCCUCAGAGUCGUCUGAGUCGUCCGGAACGGGCAGCCACGUCAGCAGCCACGAGAACACGGCCGACCUGACGCCCUGUAACGCCUCGCCAAGUCUCGGACACCUACUGGAUGCGUUCGCCGAGGCGUCUGGCGGCGGCGCGGCUCCCACGGACGCCGAGGAGCAGUGGCAGCAGCAGGUGGCCGCUCUGAUGGCCGAGGGGGCGCCGCCCUCCGCCGCCUCGUCCGCCCUGCUGCAGCUCUGUAAACUGCUGGCCGACAUGCGUCGCUCGCUGGCGGCAGCGCUGGACGACUGUAGACAUCAGCUGGUCAUCGUACAGGUGGCCAGGCCGCUCUGUGAGGCGCUCCAGGUGGUGGUGGCCACGCUGCAGUCGCUCGAGCUGCCGCACGUGUACGCCAGUGGCGAGAUGCUGGCCGCGCUCGGAGUGCUGCCCAAACUGCGGUUCACCUUCCUGGAGCUGCAGGAGCACCUGGAGGGCUACCAGCAGCGCCGGGAGCACCUGCUCAGGUGUUUGGACGUGGUCCGCACCACGGUCCCGCUGAGUGGGUCCGGAGACGCUCCCGGACCACUGGAUGAGACGUACAUCGAGCUGUGCCGGACCGUCUACAAGCUGCACUUUCAGCUGCUGCUGCUGAUGGAAGGGUUCGCCAAGACGCUCAGCUUCAUCAGCGUGGAUGCUCAGGGCGUGGUUGACCUGACCUCGGAGGUGACCCAGCUGCGGUACGCGCUGAGUCGUCUCCAGCCGCCGUCGGACGCCGAGUCGGAGUCGGAGUCGGAGUCGGCGGCGCGAGUCACCAGCCGGCGGGAGGCAGAGUCGCUGCUUCUGGAGCUGCUGAACGGAGAACAGCUGGAGGCGGCCUUCGCGCUGUACAGACGCCACAGGAAUCUGUUCCCGCCGGAGCUGUCGCACGAGGGCGAUGACGUGUCCACAGUGGUCGAUCUGUUCUGCCAUCUCCGCGCCGAAACACAGCCUGUGGUCUCUCUGAGCCCCACCACGGCUCUCUGCACGGCCUGCUCCACGCUCCAGGAGGCGUCCAUGCAGCUGCUGACGGCCGUCCGGCAACUGGAGACCUGGCAGCGGCAGCAGCGCCGCCGCGCCGAGAGCGCCCUGCGCAAGACAGAGUGCUGAGACGAACAGACAGGCGGGGUUAGCUCGAUACUGGCUGCAUUGGACCCAUCUAGCUACAUCGGGUCAGCGGUGCUGGCUUCGAGUGGCACGGGUCGGAUGCGGUCUGGUCGAGCCGGGUCGCGUCAGGACGGAACAGGACGAGCUGGCAGAGCUGAGUCGCUUAGACUGAGGCCGAGAGGAGCAGACUAGGCCGGGAGGAGUGGCCUAGACCUGGUCGACGUUUACCAAUGGUCUGGAGAUGUUGGCAGGAGUCUGGAGCCAUUCCGCUGUGUGUGACCAGCCUGUGAGAUUGAGAUUUAAUAGUCUCAGAAGGCAGCGAGUGAUCGAUUGAGGACAUGAGGCGGCUAUGGAGACCUUUCUGGAGAAUUUAGAGAGAUGUGUAUGUGGUUUGACAACAAUGUCACGAUGGAUAUGGAUGUUAGGAUACAGCGGAAGUCGACUGGACCCAAUGAUGGCUUGGAUCUGCGCUUGUCUUAGUUACAGAGGUCACGGUUCAGUUGGCUUUUGUAGAGUGCUGUGAUGGAUGUGGGAGAGUUGAGCGAUCAGAAGUCGGAAUAAUUUGCGAGUUUUUACGUAGAGCUUUUGCAGGAAAUCCUGCACAUCGGUUGUUACGUACUUCAUGUUCGCUAUUUGCACGCUGUUUCUCCUGUCAUGUAUCUCAAAUAUAUUACGCUUAUGUGUAUCAACUA